Messenger RNA from Gracilinanus agilis (Agile Gracile Mouse Opossum), 171 nucleotides. RefSeq names its product 40S ribosomal protein S29-like. Gene Ontology annotation, cellular component: cytosolic small ribosomal subunit. NCBI's taxonomy places the organism in Eukaryota, Metazoa, Chordata, Mammalia, Didelphimorphia, Didelphidae. The record is from RefSeq and is a predicted model, not a curated record. Gene Ontology annotation, molecular function: structural constituent of ribosome; zinc ion binding.
AUGGAUCACCAGCAGCUCUACUGGCCCCAUCCUCACCAAUUCGGCCAGGAGUCUCAUUACUGCCAAGUAUGUUCUAACUGGCAUGGCCUGAUUCGCAAGUACAGUUUGAAUGUAUGCCACCCUUGCUUCUGACAAUAUGUGAAAGACAUCGGCUUCAUCAAUUUGGACUAA